Rhinocladiella mackenziei CBS 650.93 is the source of this 1620-nucleotide messenger RNA. RefSeq lists its product as uncharacterized. Gene Ontology annotation, molecular function: protein kinase activity; ATP binding. Gene Ontology annotation, cellular component: site of double-strand break; cytoplasm; nucleus. NCBI's taxonomy places the organism in Eukaryota, Fungi, Ascomycota, Eurotiomycetes, Chaetothyriales, Herpotrichiellaceae. The record is from RefSeq and is a predicted model, not a curated record. The transcript is spliced from 2 exons. Gene Ontology annotation, biological process: mitotic G2 DNA damage checkpoint signaling; protein phosphorylation. The coding region runs from base 1 to 1620 and encodes 539 amino acids.
AUGGAGGGUGUCCCUCACUCACAAUUGGCACCUUUGCCAGCCAAAGUACCUUUUCGAAUUGUGUCUCCCACAAUCGGCUCGGGUGCAUAUGCAUGCAUCAAGAAAGCGGCACCCCUAGAAGCCGAAACCCCGGUCUUCGCGGUCAAGUUCAUCAAUAAACUCUAUGCUCAAAAAUAUGGCCGAAUCAAGCAAAAGCAACUGGAGAUGGAGAUCUCUCUACACAAACACAUUGGGCUACACAAAAAUAUCAUAGAGUACUUUGCUCAUGGCGAUGACCCCUCUUGGGUAUGGAUAGCCAUGGAACUGGCUGAAGGUGGUGAUUUAUUCGACAAGAUUGAAGCCGACGCGGGAGUGUCAGAGGAUAUUGCACAUGUCUACUUCACGCAACUCGUCAGUGCCGUCAGCUUCAUGCACUCCAAAGGAGUGGCACAUCGCGAUAUCAAACCGGAAAAUGUGCUCCUUUCUGCGGACGGAGAUCUCAAGGUCGCAGAUUUUGGUAUGGCAACCCUGUUCGAGUACCACGGGAGGAGGAAAAUGGCGACGACUCUCUGUGGGAGUCCGCCGUAUGUCGCGCCCGAAGUCCUGUCGUGUAGCACACAGGCCGGAUCGAAAGGACGUGGUUAUGCGGCAGACAUGGCCGACGUCUGGUCUUGCGGAGUCGUCUUGUUUGUCUUGCUGGCUGGAAACACCCCCUGGAGCAAACCUGUGGAGGGUCGGGAUGAAUAUGGGAGAUUGAAUGAAUUCAGUGAAUAUGUCGAGAGUCAUGGGAGACCACGCGAUGAGCUAUGGGACGCUCUUCCCGCUGAGGUACUGUCGCUUCUUCGUGGCAUGAUGCGAGUGGAUGUUCGAUCCCGGUUCUCCAUGGAGGAUGUGCGACGACAUCCUUGGUUUACCAAACCGAACAAAUUCCUAGACCAGAAGGGUCGACUGAGUGACCCCAUUACCUUGGCCACCAACAUGUUCGAAGCUCUCCAUGUCAGUUUUGAUGCGGAUCCAUUUGCUGGCACGCGGAAAAACAAGACCCCAGAUGAAAUGGACAUUGAUGUCCCAAUUACCUCCAAAUUAUCGUCGACUCAGCCAGACAUGCCCAUCGAAGACAUGCUCUUUGACUGGGAGCGACCGAGACAUCUCGUCGUGUCCCACACCCAACUCCCGAGUCUUGCAGGCAUGUCGGCCACACAAUCCAUAUCGACGUCCAAUUUCCUCGCUGACGAGCCUUCCAUGUCACAAUUUUCAGCAAUGCCGAGUGUUCCUCUGACCAGAACACAGGCGGCUCGGAGGUUUCAGGACAUCUUACCAUCUCAAAGCUUGACCAAGUUCUACUCUACCUGGACCCUGAACCUGCUGGUCCCUCAUAUCUUAGAGGCCCUCAGUCGAUUGGGAGUGCCCACUCCAGCCAUCCCUCUCCCGACGGCGCAAGCCUCGGAAUUUGUGGUCAAAAUGAGAACUCACGAUAGUCGAGGAUGCCCAUUGAGCGGGAAUAUUGCCAUGGAAAUAGUCAGUGACGGAAUGGCUGAGGUGUGUUUUGUCAAGGCCUCUGGAGAUCCGCUUGAGUGGCGUAGGUUUUUCAAACGAACGGCUGUUCUGUGUAAGGAUGCAGUGUGCAAGCCAGAGGAAUGA